Molecule: messenger RNA, 1170 nt
Organism: Aspergillus wentii DTO 134E9
Lineage: Eukaryota; Fungi; Ascomycota; Eurotiomycetes; Eurotiales; Aspergillaceae
Product: Gfo/Idh/MocA family protein
Exons: 1
Coding region: 234-920 (228 amino acids)
Biological process (GO): NADPH regeneration
Cellular component (GO): cytoplasm
Molecular function (GO): oxidoreductase activity
Source: RefSeq, a predicted model, not a curated record
AGGAGAUGCUGUCUCACCCUGGCCUUCAGGCUGUGUGGGUGUCGACCAGCACAGAUGUCCAUGCCAGUCAGUCGCUGGCCGCUAUUGCCAAGGGCGUUCAUGUGCUUUGUGAGAAGCCGCUGAGUACGGAUCUUGCUGAGGUGAGCUUGUCAUGUUAGAUAUUCUAUGCAGGACUAACAGAACAGGCGCAAUCUGUCGUCGACGCUGCCAAUGCAAACCCAUCGGUCAAGGUGAUGGCCGGAUUCUCCCGCCGUUUCGACGCCUCGUACCGCGACGCAGGAGUCAAAAUAAACAACUCGGCCAUCGGCAGCCCGUUCAUGGUGCGAUCCAACACGUGCGAUCUCCGCGAUGAAACCGGUUUCUUCGUUAGAUAUGCCGCUCGCAAUGGUGGAAUCUUCGUCGACUGCGCUAUCCACGAUAUCGACCUGUCGCUUUGGUACCUUGGUAACCCUACUCCCAAGGCGUGCUGGGCUGCUGGUACGCUCCAGCAUCAUCCUGAGCUGAAGGAGUUGAACGAUGUGGACAAUGCGGUUGGUAUCGUUGAGUUCUGGGGCGGGAAGAUUGCGUACUUUUACUGCUCGCGCACACAGGCACAUGGACAUGAUGUCUGCACGGAAAUCACCGGUACUCAUGGCAAGCUCAUGGUGAAUGUGGUCCCCAAGCAGAACAACGUAGUCAUUGCCGAUAAGCUGGGUAUGCGCCACGAAGUCCAGCCGGAGUACUGGCAGCGAUUUGAAGAUGCGUUUGCCCGGGAGGCGAAUGAGUUUGUCGAGGCUGUGUUGAAGGACCAGGAGGUUCCUGUUAAGCUGGAGACAGGCAUUACUGUGAUGAAGAUCGGACAGGCGUUGCAGCAUGCAUUGUUGACUGGGGAGGUGGUCAAGUUUAAUGAGCAGGGCGAGCGGUUGGUGUGCAGAGAUUAGAUUGAAAAUGAAGAUUGAGCAUGCUUGAAUUAAAAGACGACUUGUGUUUCUCUUGAAGAUUGUAAGAAUAGAUCAACAGCCUCUUUAUUCUGCUUCACCAAAUCCCCAUUCCACAACCAGUCCAUCCGUUCGAUCAUGGCCUGCGUCCACAUCUCCGAGUCCCCGUUGACCACUCCAUCGUUAAAAGUGAGCAUAUCGAGUUGCUCUCGACUGGUGUUGACAACCUUUUGACUCCGAGGCCGUCGUACAG